GCGCAGACGUGCUAUUACUGUCUGGAAUGUGAUGUCAGUUAGGUGCAAGUUGUUAUUAAAUACGCCCUUUUGACACCAUGAACUAAAUUGUAUGGUAUAUUUUGACGAAAUAUGCGAUGAAUCUAUCCGUAGCUGUUCAUAUUGAUUGAGAAUAUUUACUGGGAUACGAUGUCGAAGUCUGAAACAGGCGCUCAGUUAUUAGCAAGACUUGGGGGCAGACCAACAUUACAAGGUUUGGAGGAAGACCUCUUCAAUAAAGAUGGACCUAAGGGUGGUGAUGUGUUUGAAUUCUAUGGGGAAGAGGGUGUUGGCAAGACAGAGCUGUUUCUUCAUUUCGUGACGAAAGUGAUUUUACCCCAAAAUUGGAAUCAUUUUGAAAUUGGAGGAUUUGGUGGCAAAAUAAUUUACAUUGACACAGAUUAUAAAUUUAGCGUACUCAGACUUGCCAAAAUUUUAAACAACCGUAUUCGAGUCAUAGUGAAUGGUGUUACCAUGGCAACAGAUAAAAAACAAGAUUUUAAAAAAGCCACUGAGGAAGACAUAGAUUCCUUUGUUAAAAAUUGUUUACAGAAUGUUAAAUUGGUUCGAUGUUCAUCUAGUCAUCAGUUAAUAUGUACCUUACACAGUCUGGAAAAUCAAGUCUGUGAAUGUCCAGAAAUUGGACUGAUCAUGUUGGACAGUAUAUCUACAUUUUACUGGAUAGACAAGGCUAGCAAUAUGCUUGAUUAUUAUGUUAAUCAGAUCAAAUAUAUUUUAAACAAAUUAGUUACUGAUUACAAUCUAGUUUUAUUCAUAACCAAGGCAGCACUUGUUAAAAAGAAAACUAAAGAUCUCUCAAGGGUAGAAAACUCAUUCGACAUGGGUGACAAGUCCAGUAAAAGCGAAGAUAUGUAUCAAUAUGCUGAAUUCCUUGGCAACACAUGGCACAAUUUUAUACAGAAAAGAUUUAUAAUGAUAAAGGAAGUAUCUCAGAACCAAUCAAAACUCAGUUUACAUUGCAAACAAUCAAAACUUACCAAGACUUUUACAAUUUCAGAUAAUGGAGUUCAAUUCUCAUAGUUAACAUUUUUCAAAUUUGUUAAUUAGAAUAAUUUGUUAUUUUUUAGUAAA
This is a messenger RNA of Patella vulgata (common limpet), 1110 nucleotides long. RefSeq names its product DNA repair protein XRCC2. Bases 169 to 1059 code for a protein of 296 amino acids. Lineage: Eukaryota; Metazoa; Mollusca; Gastropoda; Patellidae. Gene Ontology annotation, cellular component: centrosome; replication fork; Rad51B-Rad51C-Rad51D-XRCC2 complex. Gene Ontology annotation, biological process: double-strand break repair via homologous recombination; DNA strand invasion. Gene Ontology annotation, molecular function: ATP-dependent DNA damage sensor activity; four-way junction DNA binding; ATP binding. The transcript is spliced from 2 exons. The record is from RefSeq and is a predicted model, not a curated record.